ACGAGGAGUUUGGUAGCAAAAUGUCAAGAAGCUUUGAAAUCGUAGAUGGACAAUUUGAUGAUGUGGAUGAUUUAUUAGAACUGAACGUAAAUGAAUGUCAAGCUUAUGAUGCUGUAAAAUGCAAUUACGAUGAUGAUGAUGACGACGACGAUUAUAAAUAUGAUGAUGAAGAGGAGGAUGAAGAUGAUGAAGACAUGUAUGACUGGGAUGGUUGUACUGGAAAUUUUACCAAAAAGUAUAAUGCUGCAGCAGCCCACAUAUCACAGCCUAAUGCCAAUCCACCAAAGCAGCAACAUCAAAAAAUGACAGCUUUUCAACCAGCAGACAAGGCUUUAAGUAAAUUCGUGGAUAAGAUUAAUGUAGAGAAAUAUGAAGGUCCAGUUUUACCCAAUGCAGCAGCAUCAGCUUUAGUUCAUGCUGGAAAGAAAAUGGAUAGUGACAGAGUGAAGUCUAAGGACAAGAAGGACCGUGCUACAGCAGAGCAGGUGAUGGACCCCAGGACAAGGAUGAUCCUCUUUAAGCUCCUCCAACGAGGACUUAUCAGUGAAAUUAAUGGCUGUAUCAGUACAGGGAAAGAGGCCAAUGUUUAUCAUGCUACAACACACAACCAGGGGGAUCGGGCUAUCAAGGUAUACAAAACUUCUAUCCUUGUUUUCAAAGAUAGAGAUAAAUAUGUGACAGGAGAAUACAGAUUUCGUCAUGGUUACUGUAAACACAAUCCAAGGAAAAUGGUUAGAACCUGGGCAGAGAAAGAAAUGAGGAAUUUAACCAGGAUGCACCAGGCAGGUCUUCCUUGUCCACAGCCAAUAUUUCUCAGAAGUCAUGUGUUGGUAAUGCAGUUCAUUGGCACAGAUGGCUGGCCAGCACCUCUGUUGAAGGACUGUGAUAUUUCAGAAGCAAAGGCCAGAGAACUGUACCUAGAGUGUAUACAUAUCAUCCGUACUCUGUACCAUACCUGUCGUCUUGUACAUGCUGAUCUCAGUGAAUUCAAUAUACUGUAUCACAAUGGAGGGGUGUAUGUGAUUGAUGUCUCUCAGUCGGUUGAACAUGACCACCCCUGUGCCCUAGAAUUUCUAAGGAAGGAUUGCACAAACAUAACAGAGUUCUUCAAAAAGAAAGAUGUCAGCACCCUGACAGUAAAGGAGCUGUUUGACUUUGUUACUGAUGCCACAAUUACUGAGGAAAACAUUGACCUUUACCUGGAGAAAGCCAUGACCUUGACCUCACAGAGGACCACCAAGGAUGUCACGGAGCAGCAAAAGAUUGAUGAGGAGGUUUUCAAGCAUUCAUUCAUUCCACGGAAUCUAGAUGAGGUGAUUGACUUUGAGCGUGAUGUCAUUUUGGCCAAGGAAGGACAGACAGAAGGGAUGCUUUACCAUACUCUCAUGGGAUUACAAGAAAAUCUGGAAGGAGUGAGAAUGCAACCAGCUUUAUUGGCUGACAAUGGUGAAAAUGAAACAGAAGGAGGCAAACAUGAUAGUAAUGAAACUGACAGCAGUGAAGAAGAUGAGGUUGAAGAGGGGUCGGAAGAGGAAAAUGAAGAAGAGGAUGGAAAGGGAGAUAAUUCUAAAAAGUACUUUCGACCCAAAAACGAGACAACUGAGAGCAGAAAAGAAAGAAAGAAAGAGGUUAAGGAGGAAAGAAAAGAAAAAAGAAAAAGUAAGAUUCCAAAACAUGUUAAAAAACGCAAGGAAAAAAUUGGUAGACAAGGCAAGAAAACCCCAAAGUCUGCAUUUUGCACAUGGUAUCGUAAAAUAAUAAUGAUUUCGUGGAUAUGGACGCAAAUUAAAAAACACAGAAGAAAACUUAUCUAUGGAGGAAUAUUUUUUGGAGGUGUGUAUAUGGCAUAUAGAUAUGCCCACAAAAGAAUUAAAGAAAUACAGGAAAAAGAAGCAAAUGAAUGUUUGACACAUGCCAGGAGACAGCACCAUUUUGAUAGCAAUCAGAGAACAUGCAAUAUGACAGUUCUCUCCAUGGUACCCAAUUUGAGGGAAAUCCUUCAGCAGAUGUUUGAUACUGAAUCCAUCACAGAAAAUCUGAAAGCAAACCCCAGCAAUAAAUUGGAAUUGUGGGAAGAACUGAAGAUCCUAAGCAUGACAAGGAUGGUGUGUGUGAUCUAUUCCUGUAGUAUGAUGUCUCUCGUUGUCAGAAUCCAGCUGAAUGUGAUUGGUGGAUAUAUUUAUCUACAAAAUAACAACACCUCCAACCAAGAUAAGGAGAGGCCAAAAAGCUCACCCAGUCACCCAAGUACACCUGUGUUACCAAAAUCUGUCCAAGAAAAAUAUCUGUCUGAGAUCAAAUAUCUUAUGGACAAAGGUAUCUGCCAGCUUGGCGAACAUGUAAAGUCUGCAGUUAAGAAAGAAAUUUCAAGCAUCUCCCUAAAGGAGCGACUGAGUCUUCAAAAUGUGGAGUCUUGUUUACAACACAUCAGAGAGAGACUAGAGACUAGCCCAGAAAUUUCUAAUCUGUCCUCUCCAACCAUACAGCUAUGUCCUUACAUGUUUCCUCCAGAAAACCCAAAUCCCACUGAAAUCCAAGGUACAGAUGAUGAAAUACAUAAACAUCUAAUGCAAGAAACAAGAGAUAUUUUAGAGAGUGCUGACUUCCACACAGUGCUGAAAACUAGUCUAGAUCGAGGAUUUCACAAACUGUUGGAUUUACUUGCUGAUAGCUACAAGACAAACCUACAGUCUAGUGAUUUAAAUAGCAGUCAAAGCACAGAUUAUUUACAUGGAGGAAUACCCAUGGCAAAAUUAAUUCCCAUUUUUAAUGGCAGUCUUUACAAGCUCUGCAGUGAUGCUCCUAAUCCACUCAUGCAGGAAUUAUUGCUACUGGAAUCUGCCAAGACAUUAGCUGCCAAUGUAUAUGAAGCAUUCAGUCAAUCUCCUUCAUGAUUUAUAAAACAAUUUAUAAAAAAAAGAAAAUUAUUUGUUACAAGUAAUUUUUAUGUACAUAUAAUUUUAUCAGAACAUACAGUGAAACUUGUCUAAUCUGGAUGCUGUGUAUUCCGAAAUUUUGUCUAAUACGAUUUAACAUUUGAGUCCAUUUCAGUAAAUUGAAUUGAUUAAAAUCUUGUCUUAACUUGAAUGUUGUCUAAUCCGGCCAAUAUUUCUUUGGAACCAGUGGUGUCUGGAUUAGAGAAGUUUUCCUAUAUGUACAUAUACUAUGUAUGUAAUGUGUUCUAUAUUAUUAUUCUUUUCCCCCAAAAAAUGAUUGCUUUAUAAUUGACACCAUUUACAUGUAGUAUUUGUAAACUUUUUGUAGAAAAGUCAUGCUGAAUUUGUUUAAAAAAGAGAGAGAAAAGUUGUCAAUACAUUUAGGUGUUCUUCUAAUGCCAUUUGUACUUUUCUCUUAUUAGAGUGUUAAAAUGUACAGAUGUACAUGUAAGAAGGCUUAGAAAAUUGUAAGCAUUGUUAAUUUGUGUUAUAAAAGAUUACUGGAUUUAAAUAAACAAUAUUAAUUUUA
Messenger RNA from Saccostrea echinata, 3465 nucleotides. RefSeq names its product serine/threonine-protein kinase RIO1-like. The coding region runs from base 21 to 2894 and encodes 957 amino acids. The transcript has 27 exons. The record is from RefSeq and is a predicted model, not a curated record. Gene Ontology annotation, molecular function: protein serine/threonine kinase activity; ATP binding. Gene Ontology annotation, cellular component: preribosome, small subunit precursor; peroxisomal membrane; cytosol. NCBI's taxonomy places the organism in Eukaryota, Metazoa, Mollusca, Bivalvia, Ostreida, Ostreidae. Gene Ontology annotation, biological process: peroxisome organization; maturation of SSU-rRNA.